Ceratotherium simum simum (southern white rhinoceros) is the source of this 1047-nucleotide messenger RNA. The record is from RefSeq and is a predicted model, not a curated record. Lineage: Eukaryota; Metazoa; Chordata; Mammalia; Perissodactyla; Rhinocerotidae.
AUGCAGCUGCUGCUGCUGGCCCUGCUCUGUUGGAGGGAGGAGGCCGAGGGCCAGAGGGACCCCUGGACAAAUAACAAGGGUUACCAGCUGCAAGUGUGGGAGUCAGUGAUGGUGCAGGAGGGUCUGUGUGUGCAGGUGCCCUGCUCCUUCUCCUACCCCAAGGAUGGCUGGAAUGACUCUACUCCUGCUCAAGCUCAUGGAUACUGGUUCCGGGAAGGGGAAAAUCCACAGCAGGUUGCUCCUGUGGCCACAAACAACCCAGAUCAUAAAGUGCAGGAGGAGACCCAGGGCCGAUUCUACCUCCUGGGAGACCCCCGGACCAAUGACUGCUCUCUGGACAUCAGAGACACCAGGAGGAGAGCCAAUGGUUCAUACUUUUUUUGGGUGGAGAGAGGAAGAACAAAAUGGAAUUAUAAAUCUAACUUUUUCUCUGUGCAUGUUACGGCCCUGACCCACAUACCCCUCAUCCUUAUCCCGGGGACCCUGGAGUCUGGCAACCACAGGAACAUGAACUUCUCUGUGCCCUGGGCCUGUGAGUGGGGCACGCCCCCCAUUUUCUCCUGGACAUCACAUGCCCUCACCUCCCUGGGCCCCAGGACCCACCUCUCCUCAGUGCUCACCCUCACCCCAUGGCUCCAGGACCAUGGCAUCAACCUCACCUGUCAGGUGACCUUUCCUGGGGCUGGAGUGUCCACAAUGAGAACCAUCCACCUCAACAUGUCCUACUCUCCACAGAACUUGACUGUAACUCUCAUUCAAGGAAACAGCACAGCACCCAGAGUCCUGGAUGAUGGCUCAUCUCUUUCAGUCCUGGACAGCCAGUCCUUGCUCCUGGUCUGUGCUCUUGACAGCAACCCACCUGCCAGGCUCAGCUGGGCCUGGGGGAGACUGACCCUCAGCCCCUCAGAGCUCUCGAACCCUGGGGUGCUGGAGCUGCCUCGAGUACACGUCGGAGAUGAAGGAGAAUUCACCUGCCAAGCUCAGAACCCUCUGGGCUCCCAGCGCCUCUCUCUGAGCCUGGCCCUGCAGAGUGAGUGCCUGUUAUGA